AUGAAGUUAUUUCAAUUGGAAAAAGACAAAAAGCUACAAGUGUUCAAAUCAAUUGAUCAUGCUGGAUUAUCAUUAAAUUUAAGUAUUGAUGUUAAUAAAAAAGUUAUAGAUAAAGCAAAAUAUGAAGGAGAUUUAACUAUUUUACCAUUAAUUUCAGGUGGAUAUAUUGCUAGUAAUUCUGUUACAUUCUCUGAUGGUAAAAAAAUUGAUCUUAAUGGAAAUUUCUUAUUAGAUUCUGGUGCUGCUUUUAUAUAUAUGCUUAAAGAAUGGGCAGAUCCAAUUCUAACUGAAUUAGGUGGUGGGAAAUUAAAUUCAGAUUAUUCAUUUGAUUGUUCAUUAAGAAAUGAAAAUAAAAAAUUAGCAAUUAAUCUUAAUGGAGUUGAUAUAAACAUUCCAUAUUAUGGUUUUUUUUUAUCAAUAUGGUCCAAAAUGUUAUUCAACAAUUCAAAUUGGAGCUGA
Lodderomyces pseudojiufengensis is the source of this 459-nucleotide messenger RNA. RefSeq lists its product as uncharacterized. The record is from RefSeq and is a predicted model, not a curated record. The transcript has a single exon. Bases 1 to 459 code for a protein of 152 amino acids. Lineage: Eukaryota; Fungi; Ascomycota; Pichiomycetes; Serinales; Debaryomycetaceae.